CAGAGGACUCAGAAGGAACUUUAAGUUAAACAUCAAGCGUUUUGACAUUCAGAUAACUUUUUCGGAAUAAUUUACCUUAAUAUUUAUCCAAUUCAAUAUUCGUGUUUGCUGGAAUAUUGAAAUUGUUAACAGAGUGACUGACAUACGUAAAAUACUUUAAAAUGCAAACUAUGGCAUCAGUGAUAGGUGUUUUAGUGCUUUGUUUCAUUGGUCUAGUUAUAGGGUUGGUACCUAAACCAGUAGAAGAAAGUUAUUGUCCAGUCAACUGGCGAGAGUUCGAAGGUCAUUGUUUAUUUCGGCCAAGUAUUGAACCCGACGACAUAUGCCAUAGUUUAGGUGCCAAAUCCGUUUUUAAUCUCUUCUGUAUGAAAGGAAAACUCUUGAGGCCAAUCGAGGAGCGCCCUUGUCCCACAAAUUGGAUGAAAUUUCACCAACAUUGUUUAUAUGUUCCAAGUUCAGAUGCCAAGUCUUACUGCCCACUCCACAAUGCCUUGGUUGUUUACGAUUCUAUCUGUAUUAAAGGUCAAACAGAUUUACUGAAAUUGAAAGGAAAAAGUAAAGCUGUGAAAAUUGCCAAAGUGCCUGAUUCUUUAAAAGAAGAGGAGAGAGCAUGCUGUCCUAAUGGAUUUGGAAAAUAAUUUUUUACUAGGACUAGACAAAUUUUCUCCUAACAAAAUAGCCGUCUAUGAAAAUAUACAUUUUGUGGUCCAUGUUAUGUAUGAUAUAUUUAUUGAUUGAUAUCUAUUUAAUAAAUCUUUAUGCAAUUGAAAGAA
This is a messenger RNA of Lottia gigantea (owl limpet), 773 nucleotides long. RefSeq lists its product as hypothetical. The transcript has 5 exons. Lineage: Eukaryota; Metazoa; Mollusca; Gastropoda; Lottiidae. The coding region runs from base 162 to 638 and encodes 158 amino acids. The record is from RefSeq and is a predicted model, not a curated record.